AUGGGCUCCCAGAGUUCAGACAAACUAACAGCCGAUGCUCAAAUUAUGGACUUUUUAUGCUCUAGCCCUUUUCGACGGGAUAGUCAAGAGGGGACUGAGGUUAAACUCUUAAGACAGCGAGAUUUCGAGGAUUUUAGCGGUUUUCAGACAGCAACACAGGAAAUAUUGAAAACCGUACCAGCAAAAGCACAGGCAUUAUUUCUUGUCAUUUCUUCGGACACUUUGAGCGAAAUUCGAAAAUACCAAGGCAAUGGUGACUUUGCUUCUGGCUUAGGAUUGGAUCUCAGAGCCCCUCAACUGGAGUCGUACCAUUCUGCAUUUCAUGGAGUCGGCUUUGAUCGGGUAUUCGUGCUGGCACUGCUAAUCAGCCCGACGCCCGAAAUUAUAUCCCAUGUCAGCUACAGCCUUCAGAGCGAAGGCCUAACCUUGUGUAUUACCGAUACGAACUCGGAAACAAACGCUCGAUAUGCCUUUUUACAGAGAGACAAGUGGCAUCUUCUUUCACCAUACCAGAUAGGGACCGAGAAACAUUGGAAUCCAUCAGAAGACUUGAGAGAUUGUCAGCAACACAAGCACUCUCCCUUCAUCCAUUUUUGUGCCACCUUGUUCUUCUUUAUCACGUGGUGGACACUAGGAAUAAGCCCCUGA
Aspergillus calidoustus is the source of this 648-nucleotide messenger RNA. NCBI's taxonomy places the organism in Eukaryota, Fungi, Ascomycota, Eurotiomycetes, Eurotiales, Aspergillaceae. The record is from the annotation of a GenBank genome assembly.